CUGCCUUCGAGAAGUCACCAGAUUAACGCGCUGCUACUAUACAAACUCCUGCGGCCCUGACCACCAGUUUGUGAACCACAAACGACGCCUUCGCAAACCGAGACCUCUACCGCCGCUGCCUAUCCUUCACCGAAGCCCUAUUUUCACCACCGCCAGUCUCAGCCUCACCUUCCCUGGCCGCCGUCCGAAUGCAAGACGACAGUAUGACCUUCAAAUCAAUGUCGACCUCCGGCACCUCAUCCAGUAAGGCUAGCAGCCUCUUUGACCUUGACGAACACGGCAAUAAAUCUAUUCUUGUCUACAAGUAUCGCUCGGGCGCAAAGGGUCUCGAAGUCAGGACCGAACAGGACCUCUGUGAAGAGCUGGAUCGAGAACCCAACCUCAACUUCAUGCGCGUUACCAAGAAGCCCAUUCCCCGCGGUAACAGCCGGCUCGAGAUACUAGGCGAAGACCUCAUGCUCCCCGACGAGCGUGAGAAGUAUGCCGACAAGCCCACGCUCAAGGUCUCUGUCGCCAACGUCGGGCUGCCCAGGACCGCCAAGUGGAAGCACAUGAUCUUGGGCACCUACGAAGAUCUCUACAUCGUGUCGCGAUCGCCCACACAGACGCCAGAGUCGAGUAAGAAUAGCAGUCCAGAGUCGUCACAGCACGUCAGUCCGGCGACAACAUUUCCUACCGACACUCCGCAUCCCUUGCGGGAUCUUGAUGCGUAGCUGGCGGCGUGCGGCUGAGAGGCGUGCUGAUCUCGGAUCGAAUGUCUGGAUGUGAUGCGUGUCUCACAUCCCUUGCUGCCACCAACAACAUGGCGUCACCGUGGGUUUCGCUGAGAGGUCAUCCGCAGCCAUAGGCCUUCGAGAGGUCGUGCCUUCCGCUGCUGCAAGUGUCAGAGUACGCUGUCUUUCCUUAUAUACGUUUUAUAGCGCCACUAUUCGAUACCCAACGAGCAUUGCUCACAAGCACGGCGCUGGAUGGAGUUUGGAUUUUGCUUUCGAUGAAUAUUUGCCCGGCGCGGAAUCCGCUGGGAACAACUCUGACGGAACCUUUGUACUGAGAAAGCAGCUCUGUUCCUUUGGAUAGUCAACGACAAUGUCAAAUGCUUUCCUCAG
Messenger RNA from Parastagonospora nodorum SN15, 1106 nucleotides. RefSeq lists its product as hypothetical. Bases 189 to 713 code for a protein of 174 amino acids. The record is from RefSeq and is a predicted model, not a curated record. NCBI's taxonomy places the organism in Eukaryota, Fungi, Ascomycota, Dothideomycetes, Pleosporales, Phaeosphaeriaceae. The transcript is spliced from 2 exons.